Cladocopium goreaui is the source of this 1893-nucleotide messenger RNA. The record is from the annotation of a GenBank genome assembly. NCBI's taxonomy places the organism in Eukaryota, Dinophyceae, Suessiales, Symbiodiniaceae.
AUGAAUCCGAAGAAACAUUCCGCCACUGUCCCCAGGCCAUGUCCAUCCCUUUUCGUCCAACCCCACCCCAGCCAUGUCCAGCUGCGACGACCUGAAUCGCUGACGCUGACUGACGCUUCGAUGUCGGAAUGUCAGGCGCUGCUUGGGGAGGUUCAUGCAGCCUUAGAGAAGAACGGUGAGUCCUAUGUGCGACAGUGUGGAUUUGUCUAUCAGAUUCACAUCAAAAAUGCCAGCAAUGAGUUGGCUCUGGGCGAUUUCACCUUGGAUUUGAAACAUGGAUCUGGUUUUCUACGUCCUGGCAUGGAUUCUCAAGCGGACGUCUUCUUGAGCAUCGUGGACGAAGACAUGGUUGCCAUGGCCAAGGGCAAUUUGAGCACCUUCAACGCCCUGCGUGACGGGCGUUUAAUCAUCAAAGGUGACCAGUUGGCUUCCCAUGUCUUGAGCGAAAUCAUGGAACGCAUCCAGCGUGAGAAGAGGAACACAUUGCCUCGUCCGGAACCGCAGAGCGACGAAGUGACGCUGCUUUGGCGCCUGGGUGCCGUUUGCGGCUGCUGUUUGCUGGUGCUGCUUGCGCUGGUCAUGGUAAACCCAUGGGAGGUGAAGAGGUCCUCUGGUGGGCCGCGGGAGCUGGAAAAAGUAGCGCACAUGUCGGAUAGCAGCAUCCAACGCCUCAACGACGGUGCGGUCAUGAAGAUUGACAAUUUCACGUCUGUGGCAUUUUCCAAACUCUUCCUGCCCAUGAAGGGACCCAAGGCCGUGCAUCCCUUGCCCCUGACGCGGCCGUCGGAUGUCUUCCUCGUGGGCGUGCCGGGCAGUGGAACCACCUGGCUGAGUCAUAUCAUGCACGGCCUGCGAAGCGAUGGAAGUAUGUCCUUCGAGGACAUUUUGCAGGUGGUCGCGUGGUGGGAAACCUUGGGCUUUGCCAACUCCUUAGCUGCGCAAAGUCUGAGCCCUCGUCUCUUCUUCUCUCACAGGUUCUUCGGAGCUUUGCCAUCCAAUGUCCGCUACGUGGUGCUAAUGCGUGAGCCCUUGCAGGUCUUGCAAUCGCAGUAUGCCUACUUUUGCAACAGCUCGUGGGCUGAGCUUGCAGGACUCAAACCGGGAGAGAUGAACCUGAAUUUGUUCACUUCUGGCAUCUUUGCCCGGGUCAACCGCAAUGAGGUUUGGCGCUACAUCGUGGAUUGGUACCAGUGUUGCUGGACGAAGCCGGAGGCUCUCUGGAUCACCUACGAGGACUUUGCUGCGGAUCCUGCCACGCAGAUUCGCAAACUGGGCAGAUUCCUCUUGGCCAAUGAGCCAGGUCAGGAGACGAUUCGACGAGUGGUGCAGCAGAGUAGUCGCGACUUCAUGCUCGAGCACGAAGCAAAGUUCGACAAACAUUUCCUGCUGGAUCAGAUUGACCUCUUCAAACGAAAGGAUGGUUCCCGUGCCCGUCUACCCCGGAUUCGCGCAGAUGCCUCCAUGGAGAUACAUCCGCUGACCGUGGAAUUCUUGGAGGUGAGAUGGACCAGGAUAGUCACACCUGUGACUGGCUUCAGAACGUACGAAGAGAUGCGUUAUGCCAUUCAGCAGCGGCAACUUCAUGCAGCUUCAGGAUCUCUUGAGAGCUGGUUGCCACGGUCGCACGGCAUGUCGCAUUUCCUUUUCGCGACGGUGUUGCUCACCGGGUUAUUGCUGGCAUUUAUCGGAUUACAGCCGACCCUGGCGCGAUCCUUGGCCACCAGGCUCUGGAUCCAAGGGCGCUCCCAAUAUCGACGAAGCAUGAGUCACUUCUUGGAUUCCAAGAAGACAGAUCCGGAGCUGAAGGCUGGCAAAACCAGUGCUGGUGGUUUCAUCGUGUGAAGCCGGGGGGGGGUUCCCCAUCCAGAUCAGCCGGGUGCACAGUGAAGAUAG